CACUGGGAGUGCGCAGGCCGGAAAGCUUGCAGGUGGCGAAGAUGGCGGACAGCGGCGGCCGUGUGAGCAAGAGCAGCGGGAACAGCACGGGGAAGGGAGCGGUGUCGGCGGAACAGGUAAUUGCUGGCUUUAAUCGCCUUAGGCAGGAGCAGAGAGGCUUGGCAUCCAAAGCAGCUGAGCUGGAGAUGGAACUGAAUGAGCACAGCCUAGUGAUUGAUACCCUGAAGGAAGUGGACGAAACCCGCAAGUGCUACCGAAUGGUUGGAGGCGUGCUGGUGGAGCGGACUGUCAAAGAAGUGCUGCCUGCCUUGGAGGGUAACAAAGAGCAGAUUCAGAAGAUCAUCGAGACACUGUCACAGCAGCUUCAGGCAAAGGGGAAAGAACUCAAUGAAUUUCGGGAAAAGCACAACAUUCGUCUUAUGGGAGAAGACGAGAAGCCAGCAGCCAAGGAGAACUCAGAAGGGGCUGGGGCGAAGUCCAGCUCAGCAGGAGUGCUGGUCUCUUAGGAACUAAGGCCUCUACAUUUUUUUUUCAUCCUGAUACCCACUACUAAUAUCUUUUUAUUGUUGUUGUUGUUGUUGUUAUUAUUAUUAUUAUUUUCUCUGCUAUUGUAAUAUUUUUUGUUAAUUAAAUGUUUUGGUCAGAAUGCUUAGCUGUAGCCUGAAACUUUCUCUCAUUAAGGGCAAAAGACAGCGUACAGCUGGACAUGCUGGCACACGUGCUUUUAGUGCAUGGAAUAGAGCAGGAGGCUAAGGCUAUCCAGGGCUAUAUAUAGUGAGACUCUGUUUCAAACAU
Molecule: messenger RNA, 795 nt
Organism: Microtus ochrogaster (prairie vole)
Lineage: Eukaryota; Metazoa; Chordata; Mammalia; Rodentia; Cricetidae
Gene: Pfdn2
Product: prefoldin subunit 2
Biological process (GO): protein folding
Cellular component (GO): prefoldin complex
Source: RefSeq, a predicted model, not a curated record